Molecule: messenger RNA, 1446 nt
Organism: Ambispora leptoticha
Lineage: Eukaryota; Fungi; Glomeromycota; Glomeromycetes; Archaeosporales; Ambisporaceae
Source: the annotation of a GenBank genome assembly
AUGGAAGUAGAACCUAACGACAACAAUACCAAUAAUAACGAUAAAAUCACGGAAGUCAAUGCCACUAUCGCUAUUAACGAUGAUAACAAGGAAAUUAAUACCACUAAGAAUAAAGAAACUUUAAAAGAAGUGGUAGAAGUAGUAACAGAGAAAAAUGACAAGUUGAAAAAAGAAAAAGCAGCCAUGAGAAAUUUUUAUGUUAUUGCUUGCGGAUAUUUGUUAUUCACCUUGACAGAUUCGGGAUUACGAAUGAUUGUCCUGUUGGAGUUAUAUCAAAGACAUUUUAAUGCACUUCAAAUAUCCCUAAUGUUCACAUUAUAUGAAUUUUUGGGAGUAAUAACGAACUUGGUGGGUGGAAUUCUCGGAUCACGACUUGGACUUCGUUUUUGUCUGUUGACUGGGCUCAUCACUCAAAUCAUCGGGAUUGGAAUUCUAUGUGGUCUACAGCGUGACUGGCCACGAACAGUCGUAAUCAUCUACAUAAUAAUCGCACAAGGAUUUAGUGGCGUAGCAAAAGACAUGGUAAAACUCGGCGGGAAGUCCGUCACAAAACUAGUGAAACACGACGACGACUUGUCAACGCAUCAAUCAGCAUUGUUUAAACUUGUCGCCUACUUGACAGGUGCGAAAAAUUCGAUAAAAGGAGCUGGAUUCUUUUUAGGAGCUUUCUUAUUGAAUUUUACCGGCUACAUAGUAGCAUUGGUAAUCAUGGCUGUUAUGAAUCUUGUGGUGAUUCCAUUCGCGUUGCUUUACUUGGACCGUACGUUGGCUGUGAGUAAGCGGCAAGAACCAUUGUCGCUUAAAGAGGUUUUCAAUAAAGGAAGAGAUGUUAAUAUUUUGUCGUUGGCGAGAAUGUUCUUAUUUGGCUCGAGAGAUUUAUGGUUUGAAGUUCCAUUGCCGGUAUUUUUACGUGGAACAAUUGGAUGGUCAUAUAUGGCAACUGGUGCAUUGCUAGCGGGCUGGAUUAUAUUUUAUGGAUUCAUACAAUCUAGCACACCACAACUAAUCCUAAAACCAGCACACUUAUACCCCAUAACAUCCGGCCGAAUUCUCGUACCACUCACCAUCAUACUCUUAAUUGUCACAAUUCUAAUCUCGCUCGCCACCACAGUUCUAUCGACCACCACACAAACCACAUUGUAUCUCGGGCUAUUAAUAACCGGUCUAUUUUUAUUUGCGUUCAUCUUCGCAGUGAAUUCGUCGGUGCACUCGUUCUUGAUUCUGGCGUAUUGUCAUCGUGAUAAGGUGGCGAUGAACGUCGGUUUCUAUUAUAUGGCGAAUGCGUGUGGACGGUUAGUCGGAUUGAUUGUCGGGGGUGUAUUGUAUCAGUAUGUUGGAUUGUAUGCAUGUUUGUGGACGAGCGCUGUGGCGUUGUUUAUUUGUUGCAUUGUGUCGUGGUUCUUGGGACCAGUGCCUGAGGAAGAAAUAAAGGGCUUAGGAGACUGA